CAUUUGAUGAUAGUAAUUUAUUGUACUUAUUCGUUAUUUCCAUAGAUAUAAUAGAAUGGACUGCGGUUAGAGAGAGAUAACUUCAGCCAACAUUGUGCAAAAGAGAAAACUAUACAUUUGUGGGCAUUCAUGGAGAAAUUGAUAAUAUCAUUUUUCCAUCAUGAAAAAAACCAUGAUAACAAAAUAUUAUUCUUAUCAAAUACUUUUUGAAAUAUUACUUACCUAUUAGCUUUCUACUCAUGAGUUAAUACAUAAUAUAGACUACUCCUAAAAAUUGUUAUUCAUAAAAAAACAAACCAAAUAACAAUGGUUAAUACUUAUUGUGUGGUUGGGUGUAAAACCAGAGUUGUAAAAGGAUGUCCAAGAUUUCACAGAUUUCCCAAGGAAACUGUAGAUCUUAAUAAGUGGAUUAACACCAUACAAGAUUUUGAUCCUAAGUUUAAGUAUAAAUCUGCAAAUACUGUCAUAUGUGGUAAUCAUUUUGCACAAACAGAUUAUACUUUAAACAUUGCUGGGACCAAACAAACUUUAAAAAAGUCAUCAGUACCAAGUAUUUUUCCAACCUGUGUUACUCUUGGUAUUAAUUUAAAUGAAGAUUAUGUAACUAAACAACACUUGGUGAUUUCUUCCAUUUCUGAAAAUACAUCUGGUAUUUCUUUGAACAAUAUUGAAGUCAUUGAUCUAAAUGUAGAUGAUAUUAUGGUUGAAAAAAGUGUAACCUCUCCAAUUUCUGAAAAUGCACAUAACUCUAUAGCUGGUACUUCUUUGAUAGCUUCUGAAAAUGAAAUUGAAGUUGUUAAUUUAGAUGUAAAUAAUAUGGUUAGUCAAGACUUACUACUGACACCUGUUAAAAGACCAAGAAAAAGAAAAUGUUUUUUUGGGGACUUUAAAUCUGAAUCGGAAAUAACAACACCAAGUGGCCGAAAAAAAUAUUGGAUAGCCAGCCAAGAAAAAGUUAAAAUAUUAAAAAGGAAAAACAAAAAAUUGAGAAAUGAUAACUUAUAUUUAAGAAAUAAAAUAAAAAAUAUUGAGGAAUUAAUUGAGCAUUUGAAGGAUAAAAAUAAAAUAUCGGAUAAUUGUUUUACAAUGCUUAAGGUGGGUUCUUAUCAUUAAUUAUACAAGGAAAUUCACCAAAUAUGCUCAACCUAUUUUCUAAUCUAAAUUUUGGAUAUUUUGUACCAAUUAUGGAUUAUCUUAUGGCGAAAAAAUCUUCUGUGUGAAGUUUGUAUUAAAAGGUACAAAAGAUUUCAAGUAUUUGAA
Messenger RNA from Rhopalosiphum padi (bird cherry-oat aphid), 1260 nucleotides. RefSeq lists its product as uncharacterized. The record is from RefSeq and is a predicted model, not a curated record. The transcript has 4 exons. NCBI's taxonomy places the organism in Eukaryota, Metazoa, Arthropoda, Insecta, Hemiptera, Aphididae. Gene Ontology annotation, molecular function: sequence-specific DNA binding. The coding region runs from base 307 to 1113 and encodes 268 amino acids.